Molecule: messenger RNA, 1797 nt
Organism: Phyllostomus hastatus (greater spear-nosed bat)
Lineage: Eukaryota; Metazoa; Chordata; Mammalia; Chiroptera; Phyllostomidae
Gene: MUTYH
Product: mutY DNA glycosylase
Exons: 16
Coding region: 149-1756 (535 amino acids)
Biological process (GO): base-excision repair; mismatch repair
Cellular component (GO): nucleus
Molecular function (GO): purine-specific mismatch base pair DNA N-glycosylase activity; 8-oxo-7,8-dihydroguanine DNA N-glycosylase activity; oxidized purine DNA binding
Source: RefSeq, a predicted model, not a curated record
GCUAUCGCGGGUCGCCUCGUUGCCGGAUUGGCCGGAGCCACGCCCCCUAGACCGAGGCGCGGGAAGUAAUUUGGCGUUCAAGUUAGAGGGCAGGAGGGCUUGAGAUUUAGGCUGUCUUCGUGGACGCAGCUCCCGGUUAGAGGCCAUCAUGAAGAAGCCGCGAGCAGCUGUGGGAAGUCAUUGCAGGAAGCAGGCAUCCAGCCGGGAGAGAAGGAAGAAACAUGCCCCCAGCAGCAACCAGGCCAAGCCCUCUGUCCCUGAUGCCUGUUCUGGGACAACUGAAUUUCCUGAGGCCCCGGCAGGCCUGGCCAGGCGACAGGAGGAGGUGGGAUUGCAGGCCUCUGUCUGCCCGGACCAUCUAUUCAGAGAUACAGCUGAGGUCACAGUCUUCCGGGAGAGCCUGCUGAGCUGGUACGACCGAGAGAAGCGGGACCUACCCUGGAGAAGACUGGCAGAAGGUGAGGAGGACCUGGACAGGCGGGCAUAUGCUGUGUGGGUCUCAGAGGUCAUGCUGCAGCAGACCCAGGUUGCCACGGUGAUCGACUAUUAUACCAGAUGGAUGCAGAAGUGGCCAACACUGCAGGAUCUGGCCAGUGCUUCCCUGGAGGAGGUGAACCAGCUCUGGGCUGGCCUGGGGUACUACUCUCGAGGCCGGAGGCUGCAGGAGGGAGCCCGGAAGGUGGUAAAGGAGCUCGGGGGCCAUGUGCCACGUACAGCAGAGACCUUGCAGCGGCUCCUGCCUGGUGUGGGGCGGUACACAGCUGGAGCCAUUGCUUCCAUUGCCUUUGGCCAGGUGACCGGUGUAGUAGAUGGGAACGUGGUGCGGGUGCUAUGCCGUGUCCGAGUCAUUGGUGCCGAUCCCGGCAGCACCCUUGUCUCCCAGCAGCUCUGGAGCCUAGCCCAGCAACUGGUAGAUCCAGCCCGGCCGGGAGACUUUAACCAAGCAGCCAUGGAAUUGGGGGCUACAGUGUGCACCCCACAGCACCCGCUCUGCAGCCAGUGCCCUGUGCAGAGCCUAUGCCAGGCACACCAGAGGGUGGAGCGGAAACAGCUCUUAGCCUCACAGAGCCUGCCAGGCAGUCCUGAUGUGGAGGAGUGUGCUCCCAGCACUGAUCAGUGCCGGCUGUGCACACCUCCUGCCGAGCCCUGGGACCAGACCCUGGGAGUGACCAACUUUCCCAGAAAGGCCAGCCGCAGACCCCCCAGGGAGGAAUACUCUGCCACCUGUGUUCUGGAGCAGCCCGGGGCCCCUGGGGGUGCCCGAAUUCUGCUGGUGCAGAGGCCCAAUUCAGGUCUGCUGGCAGGGCUGUGGGAGUUCCCGUCUGUAACCAUGGAACCCUCGGGGCGGUGUCAGCGCGAGGCUCUGCUGCAGGAACUGCAGAGUUGGGUGGGGCCCCUCCCUGCCACUCACAUGUGUCACCUUGGGCAGGUGGUCCACACCUUCUCUCACAUCAAGCUGACCUAUCAAGUAUACGGUCUGGCCCUGACAGGGCAGGCCCCAGUGACAGUCACACCACCUGGCGUUCGCUGGCUGACCCGGGAAGAGUUUCACACUGCUGCUGUCUCCACCGCCAUGAAAAAGGUGUUCCGUGUAUAUGAAGGGCAACAUCCAGGGACCUACAAGAGUUCCAAGAGAUCCCAGGUGUCUCCUCUGUCCAGUCGGAAAAAGCCCAGCCGAGGCCAGCAAGUCCUGGAUAGUUUCUUUCGGCCCCACAUCCCCACUGAUGCACCUGGACUCACCAGUGUGGCCCAGUGAUACCUCUGGAAGCCCCCACCCCUUGUGAAUCCUGUUUAAUA